AUGAAUCUUGUAAAACCAAUAUCAUCAGAUCACGAUCUAAUAGCUUUAGCUAAGAAGCUCAAUGUUCAUAUUGACCACAUUUAUGAGUCAAGCGAGAUCAAAAAGCCUCUUCCAAGGAAAGGAUCGUUCCUGAUUCUACUACGUAAGCCGAGCCAAGACAUAGGUCAUUGGACAGGUAAAUACGGCAUCAGCAAAUACAACGAGAUUCAAACUCAAUCAGCUCACGGCUCUUAUUGUGGUAUUUGGUCGCUGCUAUGGUUAUAUGCAAAGCAGAACAAUCGGAUGGAUCUAUUCAAUAAAUUCAAAGAUUUAAAUAUUUUUGUUGCAGAUUAG
Messenger RNA from Phytophthora sojae, 333 nucleotides. RefSeq lists its product as hypothetical. The record is from RefSeq and is a predicted model, not a curated record. Bases 1 to 333 code for a protein of 110 amino acids. The transcript has 2 exons. NCBI's taxonomy places the organism in Eukaryota, Oomycota, Peronosporomycetes, Peronosporales, Peronosporaceae.